Plasmodium relictum is the source of this 2271-nucleotide messenger RNA. RefSeq names its product conserved Plasmodium protein, unknown function. The transcript has a single exon. The record is from RefSeq and is a predicted model, not a curated record. The coding region runs from base 1 to 2271 and encodes 756 amino acids. NCBI's taxonomy places the organism in Eukaryota, Apicomplexa, Aconoidasida, Haemosporida, Plasmodiidae.
AUGGAAGAAGUAAGUUGCAUUCCAGGUUAUAAAAAUAUAAAUGUUCAAGCAUUGUACAAACCACAAGAAGACUAUACUUACGUUAAUGAUAUAAAGGCUAAAAAAUUUAUAUAUAAUCCAUAUUUUAUGAAAGAACCAGAGGGCCCAUUCAUUCAAGAAUACUAUGAACAUUAUGAAGGUGACAAGCCACUAAAGCGUUCCUUAUUUUCUCCGCUUAUUUGUUCAUCACAAAAAUUAAAUAGACAAUGUAAUCCAUUUGUGGCAUAUCCUUAUGGAGUUCCUCAAGAUCCAUUAUAUGAAAAAUGCCCUAAAUGUAAAGGAAAUAAAAAACAUAGAAAAAAAAAGAAUAAGAAGACAAAAUAUUAUUAUGAAAACGAUUACUUUAGUUCGAAAUUAAGACCACAUAAUAGUUUACACGACUUUAAAUAUAAUAAAGAUAGUUAUUAUAAUGAUAAUGAAGAUAUUCAUUGUUUUAAUUGCUCACAAGAAGACAAUUGCCAAAGCAACAAUUUUAACUAUAACAAUACACCUCGCUCAAACAAUUUUGAAAAUAUAUAUUCUAAUGAAUAUGAAACAGAAGAAAAAACAAAUAAUUCAGUAGAAAUAUUUGAUGUAGAUGAUUGUAGUAAAUUGAAUGAUUCCUUUACAUAUUACCCCCACUAUAAAAACGAUAAACAUUCUGAAUAUUAUUAUAGUUAUAAUGAAAAAGCAAAUUUGAAUUAUCAAGAGAAAAAUAAAAAAUGCACUCAAAACUAUCAUAGUAAAAAUAAUUUUCAUUCAAAUGACUAUGAUUAUAAACAAAAUAUUUCGAAUGAAAAAAGACAAAAUGAUUUUAAAACAAACAAUACAAAUUCUCAAGAAUAUAAAAGUACUCUUGAUGUAGAAAAGGAAAAUGACAUUGAAAUUACUUUAAAUGAAUAUAAAGAUAUGAUUUAUGCUAAUGAAAUGAAUAAAUUUGUUGAUAAUGAAGAUAAAUCAAAUGAAAAAAAAAAAGAACUAACAGAAGGUAAUGAUGAAUUAAAUUCGGAAAAAAUAAAAAUAGAAAUCAAAGACAAAAAUAUAAAAUGUAAUGUAAAAAAUGAUAAAAAUUCAAAACAAUAUAAAAAACAAGUUAAAAUAUGCGAAGAUGAAAAUGUUUUAACUAAAUAUAAUGUCAUGGAAAGUUUUAAAAAGCAAGAAAUUUCUAAAGAAAAUACAAAAGCUAGGAAUCCUUUGCAGAAAAAUACUCAAUAUACUCAGGAACAUGAAAAAAAAAAAAAUGGACAUAAUGGUAGAUUUUGUAAAUUAAUUAUUUCAAAAUAUGAAAUGGAAAAAAAACUAAAGGAAGCAAAAAAUAAAAAUGAAAAUAAGAAUAGUCUUGAAUUAUCAACUUCAAAUGAUGAAGAUACAUUCGGUUCUUCUUCAUCAAAAAAAAUGUUUGUAAAAUAUAGGAAACUUUCUUUAGAUAAAAAUAGUAUUACACCUAAAAAAAAAAAUGAAAAAGAAUUAGGUCGUAAAAAUUCAAAGUUCCCUAUUCCUAGAGCAAGAUCGUUGAAAUUGAGAAGAAACACUAUUAAUUUGUCAACAAAAAAUAGUAAUUUACCUUUAAGAAAAAAAAGUAAUUUGAACAAACUUAACUCAAUGAUUGAAACUAAAUUUAAAAAACAAAAUACUUUAACAUUAAAGAAAAGAAAAAGUCUUUUGAGGUUAAAUUCUAUAAAACCACCAAAUAGAGUUAUUUUAAACAAAAAAAAGUUGGAAAAUACAGAGAAAAACAUAAAUAUUUUAGAUAAUAAAAAAAAAAGAGAUUUUCAAUUAAGGUCAAGAAAGCUUCUUAGUAGAUCGAAAACAAAGGUUUAUGUAAAUAAUGAAUCAAGAGUUUUCAAAAAGUGUGAAGUGAAAAUGCUUUCAAAAAAUGUUUUUAAGCCACAUGUACCUGAAAAAAACUCAAAAAUAAAUGAACUUGAUAAUGAUAAAAAAAAAAAAAUCAAAGAUAUUCCUAAAAAUAAAAGAAAAACAAACUUGUACUUGAAUACUAACACUACAAAAAUAAAUAGUAAUUCCAUAAGAAAUAAAUUAAAAUCAAAAAAAAAAGAAUUAUUUGAAAACAUUUUGUCCUUAACUAAGAAUAUGAAAGAAAAUCCAUUAAAGAAAGAAUAUAAUGAUAAAAUAGAGGAUGCAGAUUUAUUAUCCUUAAGUUCUAAUAAUAGCAAUGAUGAUCAUGAAGACAAUGUAUCUACUAACUUAACUAUUCUUAAUCAACAAUUAAAAAAAAAAAAAGUAGUAACAUAG